ACACCGGACUUGCAAUUUCCAGGCAGGCCAGUAGCAGCACCAUGGCAGAUGUCUGUUGUCCUGGAAGCAGUAUGGCUGUACCAGCCGUGUCCACCAUGUCCAUAUGCUCCACUGGUGGCAGCUCCCGAAGAGGUCUUUGCUUACCUAGUUUCUGCCGGAGCAGAACGUGGCAGUUGGUUACAUGUGCAGAAAACCACCAGUCCUCUGACAGUACCUCAAGUGGCUAUGAGUCUGCUUCUUGCCAACCUACAUGCCUUCCUGCAACUUCUUGUGUGGGUUUUGUCUGCCAGCCCAUUCAUUCCUGCAAAGCCAGCUGUGACUCUGGCUCUGGUCAGUCUACCUGUCUAGUCAGCUCCAACAGUUGUCAGCCAUCAACUUGUGUGUUCAGUUGUUGCAGCCCUACCUGCUAUGUGUCCUCACCUUGCCAAUCUCUUCACUGCCAACGAGCUCCUCCCCUGUCUUUCAUCUGCCAUCCAGUGGCUAGCUGCCAGCCUUCUUGUUCCAUAGUGAACUCUUGCAAGCCAACUUCUUGUGGUAGCAUAUGCUCUGGCCAACCAACUUGUGGGGGAUCUGCUUCCUGCAACCAAAGUGGCUGCAAGUCCCCUUCCUGUCCACCAGCUUGCUGUGUGACAGGUUGUGGUAAAUCAUCCAGUGGUGGCUGUAAUUGCUUCCAACCAAAUUCUCCCAGUGUCUGCAAAGCCAACACCGAUCUGCCAACUUCCUGCCAUCCCAGUCAUGAGUCCGGCUUCUGCAAGGAAAAAGCACUGAAGGAGUGCUCUUCAUGCCUUCUCUAAGGCUGGCCGCUAUCUAUGAAAGCAACCCCCUCACAGAGCUGCCUGCCUCCAGCAGAGCCCAAAAGCUCCCCUUUGUGAAUUGUACUCUGACUUUGGGCACACAUUCCCUCCAGGUGCUGACAAAGGAACUGACUGGUUCAAAGUCUCUUAGUGAAGAGGCCCUUCUAAGCAUGAAUAAUCCUUCAGCUAGUAUCAUCACACAAUAACUUACAUUUCCUGAUGUUAAUUCAUUUUGCUCCAGUAAAGCCUGCCUUCUCUCCAAGUUUCCUUUCUUUUGGUGCUGCUUAGUCUUUAAGAAGACUCCUUUGCACCAUAUGCUAAUAAAAAUGUGAAUGAA
This is a messenger RNA of Erinaceus europaeus (western European hedgehog), 1131 nucleotides long. It is a transcript of the gene KRTAP29-1, whose product is annotated as keratin associated like protein 29-1. The record is from RefSeq and is a predicted model, not a curated record. Lineage: Eukaryota; Metazoa; Chordata; Mammalia; Eulipotyphla; Erinaceidae. The transcript has 2 exons. Bases 42 to 794 code for a protein of 250 amino acids.